GCGCCGGAGGCCGCCGCUGCUGCCGCCAUGCCGCUGCUCUUCCUCGAGCGCUUCCCGUGGCCCAGUCUCCGCACCUACACGGGCCUCAGCGGCCUGGCCUUGCUGGGCACCAUCGUCAGCGCCUACCGCGCCCUCAGCCAGGCCGAGGCCGGGCCCGACGAGCCCGAGCCGCUAACGGCCCCGCUGCAGCCCCACGCGCCCGCGCCCGCCGACGGACCCGGGCCCCGCGACGUGGCCCUCUACCUGCUCUCCGACAGCCUCUUCGUGUGGGUUUUAGUAAAUACUGCUUGCUGUGUUUUGAUGUUGGUGGCUAAGCUUAUCCAGUGCAUUGUGUUUGGCCCUCUUCGAGUGAGUGAGAGACAGCAUCUCAAAGACAAAUUUUGGAAUUUUAUUUUCUACAAGUUCAUUUUCAUUUUUGGUGUGCUGAAUGUCCAGACCGUGGAAGAGGUGGUGAUGUGGUGCCUUUGGUUUGCUGGGCUUGUUUUCCUGCAUUUGAUGGUUCAGCUAUGCAAGGACCGAUUUGAAUAUCUUUCCUUUUCUCCCACCACACCAAUGAGCAGCCAUGGGCGAGUCCUGUCUCUGCUGAUUGCUAUGCUGCUGUCCUGCUGUGGCUUGGCGGUCGUUUGCUGUGUCACAGGCUACACCCAUGGCAUGCACACCUUGGCUUUCAUGGCUGCAGAGUCUCUCCUUGUGACAGUGAGGACAGCUCAUGUGAUUUUAAGAUAUAUAAUUCACCUCUGGGACCUCCACCAUGAAGGGACCUGGGAAGGAAAGGGAACCUACGUCUAUUACACUGAUUUUGUCAUGGAGCUCACGCUCUUGUCCUUGGACCUCAUGCAUCACAUACAUAUGUUGUUAUUUGGCAACAUUUGGUUAUCCAUGGCCAGCCUGGUUAUCUUUAUGCAGCUUCGUUACCUGUUCCAUGAGGUACAGCGUCGAAUCCGUCGGCACAAAAAUUAUUUGCGUGUGGUUGGAAACAUGGAAGCCAGGUUUGCAGUGGCAACUCCAGAGGAGCUAGCUGUCAAUAAUGACGACUGUGCAAUCUGCUGGGACUCCAUGCAGGCUGCGAGGAAACUGCCCUGUGGACAUCUUUUCCACAACUCCUGUCUUCGUUCCUGGCUAGAGCAAGAUACCUCUUGUCCAACAUGCAGAAUGUCUCUUAAUAUCGCUGACAAUAAUCGUGCCAGGGAGGACCAUCAAGGAGAGAACUUGGAUGAGAAUUUGGUUCCUGUAGCAGCUGCUGAAGGCAGACCUCGCUUAAAUCAGCACAAUCACUUCUUUCACUUUGAUGGGUCCCGGAUUGCGAGCUGGCUGCCGAGUUUUUCAGUGGAAGUGAUGCACACUACCAACAUUUUGGGCAUUACACAGGCGAGCAACUCUCAGCUAAAUGCUAUGGCUCAUCAGAUUCAAGAGAUGUUCCCCCAGGUCCCAUACCACCUUGUACUGCAGGACCUCCAGCUGACACGCUCUGUGGAAAUAACAACAGACAACAUCUUAGAAGGACGGAUCCAAGUACCUUUUCCCACACAGCGGUCAGAUAGCAUUAGACCUGCCCUCAACAGCCCAGUGGAAAGGCCCAGCCCUGAUCAGGAAGAGGGAGAAGCUCCUGCACAGACGGAGCGUGUGCCCCUGGACCUCAGUCCUCGCCUGGAGGAGACCUUGGACUUCAAUGAGGUGGAAGUGGAGCCUAGUGAGGUGGAAGACUUUGAGGCCCGGGGGAGCCGCUUCUCCAAGUCUGCCGAUGAGAGACAGCGCAUGUUGGUUCAGCGGAAGGACGACCUCCUACAGCAAGCACGGAAGCGAUUCUUAAACAAAAGUUCUGAAGAUGACAUGGCCUCAGAGAACCUCCUCCCCGCAGAAGGCACAUCUUCUGACCCCGUGACCCUGCGUCGGAGGAUGCUGGCUGCUGCUGCUGAGCGGAGACUUCAGAAACAGCAGACUUCCUAGCGCUUCCUCACUUUCCUCAGCCUCCUCCUGAGCCUUGCUGACUGGAAGAGGCCUGCCCUAGUUCCUCCUGCUGUGUGGAGCGUGGGGACAUGGGCUUGACUGCAAUGCCACUGUAUAAAGCAUGUGGUCUUAAUAGUGUUUGGACAGUUGACAAAUUUAAUCCUUUGUAAUACUUUCUAUGUGACAUUUCUCUCCCUUAGAAACAUUGCACAUUUUAACUCUAGGCAUGAUCUCUUCUGGUAUUGACUGAACUUCUUGGGGUAAGGGACAAGCAAGAGGAAGUGGGCACCCACAUUGCCUGCAACAGGUAGCUUCAAUUUCUGCUUUGUGUAAAAGUUACAGUGUUGGCGGCCUUGGCGCUACAGUUGGGAUUAAGCAUGGGUGCUGGGGAGGGUGCAUUAACAGUAGUAAGGGGCUGCAUAGCAGAAACCUGACUACACCACAGAAAAUUAUUCUGUUGUCCAGUGCUGUGCUUAGGAACAAAACAUCUAGCAAGUUCCAAAGGGCGGGUCUGCAGGCUCUGAUAGCUCUGGAACGGGUUUAGUUCUUGGAUCAGAAAGGGAAAGCCCAGGGUGCAGGAGGAGGAGGACACCUCUUUCUGUCCCUAAUACUUGAGAGUGAUGGGAGCCCCUGAUCCACAGCUGGCUUUACUUGUGUUCUCUGUGGUGCUCCUGCAGUGCAUGCACCUGCCCCUGUGUGUCCCUCUUUCUUCCCCAUUUCCUGCCCUCUGGGCAUGGGAAGGGGCUGAGCAGCAAGCUUUGGUUAUGGUUUUAAUUCCUUGGUCAAGUAAAGUGGGCAAGGCCAAAGCCUAUGGGUUUGACCCUUGAAACAGGUACGAGCCUUGCAAGGUGGGAGAGUGAGUUUUGGAAGACAUUUUUGAAGAACUGCUUUUUCUAGCCCAGAGUGCUUCAUUGCCUUCAUUUUGUUCCUGUGGUUUAAUAAACAGAAAGGGGAGAUGCUGAAUAAUCCACAUGCCUUGGAGCUGACUGCUCCUGGGUCUUCUCAGAUUCUCUACAUAUUUAACUAAGGAUUUGAAACACAAUCAUAGCUUACAUAGUUUUAUGCCCCAUUGGAUUAAGUUUUUUUUUUUUUCUUCAUGUUUGAAAACAUAGUUUUAUGGUAGUUCUUUUGGGAAGAAUCCAGUAUUAUCUAAAAUUAUUGGCAAAAUAAAAUGUUUUACAUAACUGAACGUUUUUAGAAUGUUGACAAGUAAUUGAAGAAAGGAUAAUAGGUAAAUAUGUAGUUAUAAUUUAUUUCAAUCUUUCAAAAGCCUUAUCUUGAAAUGCUGUUAGUAAAUUCCUGUGAUUUUUUUUUU
Jaculus jaculus (lesser Egyptian jerboa) is the source of this 3262-nucleotide messenger RNA. It is a transcript of the gene Amfr, whose product is annotated as autocrine motility factor receptor. Gene Ontology annotation, cellular component: endoplasmic reticulum; ubiquitin ligase complex; cytosol. Gene Ontology annotation, molecular function: ubiquitin binding; ubiquitin protein ligase activity. The record is from RefSeq and is a predicted model, not a curated record. Bases 28 to 1947 code for a protein of 639 amino acids. NCBI's taxonomy places the organism in Eukaryota, Metazoa, Chordata, Mammalia, Rodentia, Dipodidae. The transcript is spliced from 14 exons. Gene Ontology annotation, biological process: endoplasmic reticulum unfolded protein response; ubiquitin-dependent protein catabolic process; protein K48-linked ubiquitination.